GCCGCACCGGACCGAGCCGGAUCGGGGCAGGCGGCGGCGGAGGCAUCAUGAAGCUCGUUAUCUUGGAGACGUACGCGCAGGCCAGCGAGUGGGCCGCCAAGUACAUCCGCAACCGCAUCGUGCACUUCAGCCCCGGCCCCGGGCGGUUCUUCACGCUGGGGCUCCCCACAGGGAGCACCCCGCUGGGGUGCUACAAGAAGCUGAUCGAGUACUACCGGAACGGGGACCUCUCCUUUAAAUACGUGAAAACGUUCAACAUGGACGAAUAUGUAGGUCUGCCAAGGGAUCACCCAGAAAGUUAUCAUUCCUUCAUGUGGAAUAACUUCUUCAAACAUAUUGACAUCUCAGCAGAAAACGUUCAUAUUUUGGAUGGAAACGCAGCUGACUUACAGGCUGAAUGUGAUGCAUUUGAGGAUAAAAUCAAAACAGCUGGCGGAAUUGAACUCUUUGUUGGAGGUAUUGGCCCAGAUGGUCACAUCGCCUUCAAUGAGCCUGGAUCAAGUUUGGUAUCGAGAACGAGAGUGAAGACCUUGGCUAUGGACACAAUAUUGGCUAAUGCCAGAUUCUUCAAGGGAGACCUCUCCAAAGUUCCCACGAUGGCUUUGACAGUUGGAGUAGGCACUGUCAUGGAUGCAAGAGAGGUGAUGAUUCUUAUCACAGGAGCACAUAAGGCAUUUGCUCUGUAUAAAGCCAUUGAGGAAGGUGUCAACCACAUGUGGACGGUAUCUGCUUUCCAGCAACAUCCCAACACUGUGUUUGUGUGUGAUGAAGAUGCUACUCUGGAACUUAAAGUUAAGACAGUGAAAUACUUUAAAGGUUUAAUGAUGGUUCACAAUAAGCUUGUGGAACCCUUGUACAGCAUGAAGGAGACAGGAGCAGAAAGAAGCCAAUCUAAGAAGCCAUACAGCGAUUAAUCUCUUACUGUUCAGAGAAAUGCUAAACCAACUCUUCUAUUGAAAACCGUCUGUGAAGAAAGGGAAUUGCUGCAUAAACCCAGUACCUGUUCUUAAAUUAGGAGAAUGAUGAUGUGCUUGCUUCUCUCCGUUGAACACAUGCCAGACACCUACCUUAACCAAAUGAGGAUGGGAUCCAACAUACUGUGUUGCACAAACCUUCAACACUAACAUUCUCUAAACAUAUAGGCAGCAGAGGAGGAGUUCUUUAAUCUGUAAAGGAACUGUGAUCAUGUGGACAGAAGGCUCUGGAACUCAAAUGUGAGCUGAUGUUACAGAGAUCAAACGGGUAAUCACUUAGGAAUGUAUUCCUUGCACUUUGAAGAGGAUGUUGUGUCAUUUCUCCCUCCACAAAACACUCCUACUUCAUACUCAUUUAAAAUGAGAACUCUGCUUGUUCAGCUGGGAGAAGGAAAGGCUUUGUGGGGACCUAACAGCAGCCUGCUUCAUAGCUAUGAGGAGGCCAAAAAGAAGAUAAGAUUGUCAGUUGUAAUUUCAGUUAUUUGUGGACACAACCCAAACAAAACCUCAUCUGUUGAGUUUCAGCAAAUAAACUUUUAUGAUCUGGUGCUUAAAA
Molecule: messenger RNA, 1530 nt
Organism: Rhea pennata
Lineage: Eukaryota; Metazoa; Chordata; Aves; Rheiformes; Rheidae
Gene: GNPDA1
Product: glucosamine-6-phosphate deaminase 1
Exons: 6
Coding region: 48-914 (288 amino acids)
Biological process (GO): N-acetylneuraminate catabolic process; carbohydrate metabolic process; D-glucosamine catabolic process
Cellular component (GO): cytoplasm
Molecular function (GO): identical protein binding; glucosamine-6-phosphate deaminase activity
Source: RefSeq, a predicted model, not a curated record